AUGGCGCAGUCGCCGGCAGAGCUCUUUGGUACCUCGUGGACGCUUCAUCGCCUGUCUCCCCUAUUCCAUGCCCAAGAAUCCAAACUUUCCAUCUUGGAUAAUCCCGAUGCCUUGUCUCUAUACGCCCGCCGUCUACGUGAUAUGCUCACCGGAGACCAGCUUCGGGGAAUCCGGCUUUCUCUUGACAGUACCUCGCUCCUGGACGAGGCCCUUGAAAAAGCGGGUGCACUUGUCGCCUGCAAAUGGGAGACCAUUCCUACUUGGAGUUAUUGGAACGAAGAGCAUUCCAUUCUUGAGGAUCCGGAACAGACUAGUCUUGUGGUUUCCGCAGAGCAAUCUGCUGGCAUCUUGGUGACCUUGCAGUAUGAGGCUAUUCGAUAUAAAGCUGCGUUACUGAGCGGUCCAGAUGGUUAUCGGCAACAACAACAUGAGGUGACUUAUCUUCCACUUUUGGUCACACGGAUGCCAAAUGCGCUACGACAAGCAUUCAUUUCCUUCUUAGAAAACAACUUCGAUGCACGUGUUUCAAUUCUAAGGCUUCCAUCGGCAUUCCUAUGUUCUUGCUUAGAGGCUUACUUGACCACCUUAUCCCAUAAGUCUCAACGAGAGGAUGGCACAAGAGCUGCCUUGGAAAGGGUAAUAAAAGAGGUUCAGUUAACGCUAUCAUUUCCACCACCUACUACACCUUUGCUGAAAAAUUUGGAGAUCUCUUUACCUCGCCAGUCGUUGAGUGACUUUUAUAUCCGUGCCCUUGACAACAAAGCUAAGCCACAUGACGGUGGGUCUUCUUUAACAACACCAUUUUUGUCAGCCCUUUUAAACUACUUUAAAACCCACCUUGCCAUGGAUAUCGAUAUCACUGCCGCACAGCCCCCCAAAAACCAUGCCAAUCACGCCCCUCGAAUAACAAAGAUUGCAUGCGGAGCCUUCGUGCUUGGUUCCGAGGGACGAAUGAAACUGCUUGCAAAUCCUGGUCGGGCUAUCUUUCUCGACGAUUCACAGCUUAGCAUCGAUAGUGAGGAUGAUAGCAUUAUAGGCCAAGAAGAGCAAGAGAAAAGGUGCAUUUGGAGGGCAAACGAAGGGCUUCUUCGUGCAUUGAUUGGAAGAGCAACCUGUACUCAGCACCGAAUUGAGGAGAGAGCCACGCUCAAUAAUGUUACAACCUGA
Messenger RNA from Ophidiomyces ophidiicola, 1167 nucleotides. RefSeq lists its product as uncharacterized. NCBI's taxonomy places the organism in Eukaryota, Fungi, Ascomycota, Eurotiomycetes, Onygenales, Onygenaceae. Bases 1 to 1167 code for a protein of 388 amino acids. The record is from RefSeq and is a predicted model, not a curated record. The transcript has a single exon.